AUGUUUGAGCAAACAGAUCAGUGCCUUGCCUAUCGCCUCUUUGUCUUCCAUCAUCAGCGGGUCCUUUCCGGUGGAAAUUCAGCUUUUCUUCGGGUCAAUUUGGAUGCGCCUGGGCGGAUUGCAAAGUCAUUUCUCAUCAAGGCUAAUUCGUCGAAACUCAACCCACUCACUAUUGUAGCUAGAAGCUGGCUGGUGACGCCGUACGAGGUAAAGCACCGAUACUUUGAUUCGGCGAAGACGAUUGUGCACACCAUUCCCACCCUCACGAACUUCCGUGAGCUGACCAAUCCUGCGCAUGCGGACCUAUACUUUGCUGCUAGCAAUGAGACGCUGACCUCGGCAUGA
Messenger RNA from Clonostachys rhizophaga, 345 nucleotides. The record is from the annotation of a GenBank genome assembly. Lineage: Eukaryota; Fungi; Ascomycota; Sordariomycetes; Hypocreales; Bionectriaceae.